Helobdella robusta is the source of this 714-nucleotide messenger RNA. RefSeq lists its product as hypothetical. NCBI's taxonomy places the organism in Eukaryota, Metazoa, Annelida, Clitellata, Rhynchobdellida, Glossiphoniidae. The transcript is spliced from 5 exons. Bases 1 to 714 code for a protein of 237 amino acids. The record is from RefSeq and is a predicted model, not a curated record. Gene Ontology annotation, cellular component: neuromuscular junction; synaptic vesicle membrane.
AUGAACGGCGGGGGAGCUUACGGAGCCGGGAAAGCAACCGGAAUGUUUGACGUCAUAGGUUUCCUGAAAAAACCCCAGGUCAUACUGAGAUUCUUCUCGAUUAUAGUUUUCGGGUGCAUAUCGAGCCAGGCAUGGGAAAACGACGUCUGUCGCUACAACGGAGACAGCAACGCCUGCGGGUUUGGCACGACGGUGGGGGUCCUAGCAUUCCUGGGUCUUCUGGCACUUCUCGGCAUUGAUUUCUACUUUGAGAAUCUGAGCAGUGUUCAGCAUAGGAAGUAUGCUGUUAUGUUCGAUAUGGGAUUCUCAGGUUUAUGGACAUUUCUAUACUUCGUGAAUUUUUGCUACCUGGCUGACACCUGGCGACGUACUGAGGUGGACAAAAGUGAUUGGGGAGAGAGUGGCGUAGAAGCGGCAGUUGUCUUUUCCGUGUUUUCUGUCGCUACUUUCGCAGGGAAUACGGUCCUGGCCGUCAUGAAGUAUCGCAAAGGAGUUAGUGAGCCCUUCUCUGCCGGGUACGACCCAGAGGUCUUGGGUUCGACUAAACAACCCCAACAACAGCAACCCCCUCAACAACAAUCAGCCAUGCCCCAGAACCCAUUUCCCCCAUCAUAUCCCCAGCAAGGUCAGGUCGACCCGUUUAGGCCCAACCCUUUUUCAAAUCCGGAUCAGCGGCCAAUGGGAGGCGGGGAUUUUCAACCUGUGACCUAUUGA